Messenger RNA from Vitis riparia (riverbank grape), 1477 nucleotides. RefSeq lists its product as uncharacterized. The record is from RefSeq and is a predicted model, not a curated record. Bases 103 to 1047 code for a protein of 314 amino acids. The transcript is spliced from 5 exons. Lineage: Eukaryota; Viridiplantae; Streptophyta; Magnoliopsida; Vitales; Vitaceae.
UGCUGAUGAAAAUUGGAUUCGUGCUUGAUAAAGGAGUGUUGAGCGGUCUGAAUUGUGAGAAUUUAGACAAACAAACACCCAGAGACGGAAAGUGAGUAGAAAAUGGGAAAGGAAGGUGAAUUGUGGGAUGAUUCCGCUCUCAUCAAUGCCUUCGACCACGCCAUGUCCAAGUACAAGAUAAUGCAUGGUAAAGGGCACCAUGAUGGUUCAACUGGGGGAGUAGAAGUCAAAAACAUCAUGGGAGAAAAUGCAUGUAAUCUUGCUGAUGAGAGUGAUGAGGCUAAAAUAACUAUGGAGGCAGAUGAUAAGAGCAAUGUUGCGUCAAAUUCCACUGCAGAAAUUGAGAAGACUAAUAAUAUUUCAUCGAUUAAAGAAAACUAUUGUGUAGUUCCAUCUGCUCCCAAACCCCAUGUGGAUUCAUCAGAUGUGCUGCCCGUGCAAGAUGAACCCAAAGUCGGAGGCUACUCAAAUUCACAAGGUGUAGAAGAUUAUACCCAGCUACUUAACCAGUAUUAUGAGGUUGAGGAGCAAAGGCAAAAGAUUCUGCAGCAACUUCAUCAAUUGGGGAAUUGGAAUAAUCAUUUUUCUGCAGAAGGUUCUAGUUAUGUACAGUGGGGUACCGGUUCAAGUUCUCAAGAAUGUCAGCUCCUUACAAGCCAAGCUUCUCAUCCAACAAUGGUCUGUUCUUGCUGUCCAUAUGUUUCUCAAUGUGUGGUCACCCCAUGUACUUUACCUGCUUGUUCCUUGGGUGAAGCAUGUGUUGGUAAAACUUGUAUUGAUGCCACUGCUGCAACGGGUCCUGAGAAGCGAGUGGCUGUCGAAGAUGGUGAUAUUGUCAAAACAGCUAUGGGAACUGCAGAAAAAGCAAUUUCUUCCAUGAGAAUGAAAAUUUCAGAGAAAGAGGAUGAGAAAAACGAAGGUGAAGUGACACACAGUGCCUGCUCUGAAACAGAUCUGACUGUUGUUUUGAAUGCUUGGUAUUCGGCAGGCUUCUACACUGGCAAGUAUCUGAUGGAGCAGUCCAUCACAAGGAAGCAUCAAGGUUAGGAGGCCUAGAUUGCCAACCAGAUGCAAAAUGGUCUACGUCAAAUCUUGUUCACGCAAAAAUAUAAAAUGAAGGCCUGGGCAUUAGAUCAUUAACUCUGGAAGCUGCACAUACAAGUUGAACCAAGCUGGUGCACUGUGAUAGCAUUGAGUUAGCAGAUAAAGCGAGAGAAGUUUUUUUUUUUUUUUUCGAAUUCCUUCAAUACAAUUGUCAGAAAGGUAUUAGUUUUGGAUUGUGCUUGUGCCAAAUAGUUGUGUUCUUCACGUUUAAAACCACACUAAUGGUGGAUAUGCAAUAGUUUUUUAGGCACCAGUGACUAAGGUUUAUUUGUUUGAACCAAUUUUCUUUUAAAUGUUGUGUUGGUGCUUGACCCAUGUGAGGAAAACCGAUAUAGUUGUAAUACAUGCAUUUUCCCAAUGUCUUUUUCUUUCA